Molecule: messenger RNA, 3182 nt
Organism: Phymastichus coffea
Lineage: Eukaryota; Metazoa; Arthropoda; Insecta; Hymenoptera; Eulophidae
Exons: 8
Coding region: 1292-2548 (418 amino acids)
Biological process (GO): detection of chemical stimulus involved in sensory perception of smell; sensory perception of smell
Cellular component (GO): plasma membrane
Molecular function (GO): olfactory receptor activity; odorant binding
Source: RefSeq, a predicted model, not a curated record
GCUCACUGAAAGCUUUUAGAACCAGAUCAGUGCAAUGGUAUAAUAGUCUCAGUUCAUUGGCGGAAAAUGAUGAGACUAAAGGACAUUUGGCUGAUAGCAAGGAAAGAAUAUUUCACGAGGAUGAUGCAGAGGAAAAUAGUCCUGUAAGACACUAUUUUUUAAAUCAUCCUAAUGGUUUAUUGAUGGUAGAAUCUGGUGAAAAAAUAAAUUUUCAAAAUAUUGUUUGUUGAUAAAAUACAUCUGAAAAAUACAUCUGUUGAUUAUGGAGACGUAGUGUCAUUUAUGUAUAAUUUUGUUUUCCCGAAGUUACUUUUUUCAAAUGUCAGAGAACUCAGACACGACUUAGCUGGGUAGCAAGUUUUGUAAUAAAAGCGAAUGAAAUGAUUUUACAAAUCAAAUGAUUUCUAAGAAUCAUUAGGUAUUUAUACAUGCAUAAAAUAAUUAAUUAUUCCUUCUGUGUUUCUGGCCAAAACAGCUGAGAAUCAACACUAAAUAAUAGAAGCAGUAAAAAAUGUUGGGCUAAAUGCAUUGGCUUUACGCUGCAGAGUUAUUAAUGUACUCCAUGUCUUUGUUAAUAAAAGAUCGAACGCAUACACACACGUACGUACGUGAGAUACGUACAUGAGAACUGUUAAAUGUUCUCGACAUAGGAAUUUUUUAUUUUUGAGAUAAUACUAAAAUGACGAAAACAUUUUUGGUGAUUUUGGAAAUACCAUUCAUCAUAUAAUAAGGACCUAGAACAGUGAAAAAUGUAACUUCUAAUUUUUAUUGAGUUAAUUUUACAUUUCGCUACAAAUACGAGUAAUUAAACUUUUACAGAAGUAGUGAAUUACGUACGAAACACGUGCUAUUGUACGUGUGCGAUUCACUACUCCCAUAAAACUUACGUUAAUGACUCCCGUCACAUGGACAUUUAACGUGAAAUAUUCUUAACUUUCAUGAUUAUGUAAGUUAAGAAGUUAUUCCAUUAUAAUUCCUUUUUCGUAUUGCCUAUUUUAGUAAUGAAUAUUCGUCAAAGUGAUAAGAAGUUUUUUGAUAGAAAAUUUUUAUCAUCGGUGACCAAUGUGUAAAAUAAUAACUAUUAAAUUCACAAACAAAUCGUUCAAAAACUUGCCAGACAUACCGAAUAAUUAACGUACCAAAGGCGCCAAACGUAAUAGAUAGGAUAUACACCUGAUUCUACGCAGGUUUUCAGUCGCAAAAGUUUGUUGAGAGUGUUAGCUUGCCUUUAUUUGCGUUUCCGAGUAGUCUUAUAUUUUUAAUAUUAAGCUAUCAAAGAAAAUAAUAUAAAAUGAAAUAUAAUCAUUAUCAUUCGUGGCGAAUAGCAAUAUAUUGGGAGAAACUAGCAGGACUCUGGCCUUACCGUGAAAAAGUCUAUAACAAUAUUAUACGUACUUGGCUUCUUUUACUUAUAAUAUCAGUUUCCAUUCCAGUGGCAGCUAAAAUAGUAGAAGAAUUCGGUAUAAAUGUUAAAAUUGUCGUUGAAAAUUCUUUUGGAGUCAUGCUUUGUUUGGGUGUUUUAGCGAAGGUGAUUGUGGCAAUCAGAUUUAAAAAUAAUGUAAGAAUUAAUUCGCAUGUUUAUCAAUAUUCAUUAUUUACUUUAUCACUUCAACUUUUAAAGAGAAAGCAAAUCUACGAUACGAUUUUCAAUCAUAUUAGUACCAUCCGUGAUCUAGAAGAAGCAAAAGUCUUACAAGAACAUUAUGAUUACGGACUCCGAUUUAGCUUUUAUUAUGAAGGUAUCAUAAUGGUUCUUGUUAUAUUGUUCCACUGUUUUCAUAUUUUAAUAGUUAUUUUUAACUAUUUCUUUAACGAAAGCGAUAUGAUAAAAAUGAUUCCGUUUCAUUUGGAGUACUUUGUAGAUGAAGUAAAAUAUUUUUAUUAUAUAUGUGUUCACUUAAUGGUUUCUUCUAUUGCUUUCUUCGUUGGUAUCUUUGCCUUUGACUGCGCUUUUUUCAUGCAAAUACAACACAUUUGUGCUUUAUUUAAAAUCGUUACACUAAGACUGGAAAGAACAUUUAAAUGGGAAACUGAAGACAAUUUAAAUAUUUGUAAUUCGACGAAGAAGAACAAAAAAGUAUAUAAUUGUAUUUUAUCAGCAAUCAAGCUUCAUUUAGAAGUAAUAAAGAUGGUAGACUCAAUUGAAGAAAUUUACAAUAUUUGCAUGUUUGUAAUACUUGUAGAAAAUAUGGUUGGAAUUGGAGGUAGUCUCUACAUAAUACACAUGUAUGCAUAUGAUUUACUUCAAGUAGUAAAAUAUUCAACAAUCUUCAUAGCAGCUGUUGUACAUUUCUACGUAAUGUUUACGCAGGGUCAAAAUAUCAUAGACUCAAGUUUAUGUGUAUUUAAUGCUUGCUAUAACUGCCCUUGGUAUAGCUGGAAUAAGAAUUUACGCCAAAUGUUGUUCAUAAUUAUGGCACGGAGUAUAAAAUCAUGUAAGAUUACGGGUGGAUUAGUUUUUGUUAUAUCUAUGGAAACAUAUGAGAAAAUGAUGAAAAUUGGGUUUUCAUGCUACGCUGUAUUUAAGAUGCGAGAAGAUUUUUCAUGAAAGACUAUUAAGAACAUAGAAAACGUUUUUUAAAUUACAUUACACUUAAUUAACUAAUGAAAACAAUUACUCAUGCCGGAACUGUAGAAAAUCCAACAGGAAUAACCCAAAUUCUUAAUUAUAAAGCUCAUAUUUACCACGUAAAGUAAUAAUUUAUACAAUUACUAUAUGGAGUCUCUGAUAUAUUGGUUUUAAUAUGAAUUCUGAGUUUUGACACCCUUACAACAUACACACAUAUGAGAGCGUUUGGUCACAACUAUUAUCGGAAGAGCUUUAAAGUUAUGACUGAUAAUAGGCUUCAAUUCAUUAAGUUGAUUGAGCGAGUCAUUUAUUCAAGAUUUAUAAUUUUACAAAUUUCUUCAGCAUUAAUAGAUUUUUUCACGUAAUUAUUUAUGGUAUAUACGUUUCCUUAAAAUGAUAAAUUCCGAAAAAGUGCUUGCAUAUUUAUUACAGGUUUCAAUUCAAAAGUGAUCUUAAGAAAUGAAUUUUCAAUAGAAAAUAUUUGGUUGAAUUCUACUUCACGUUUAUUUGAAAAAUUUAUUCCAGAAUGUCACAUAAGUUUAAAAAAUUAUACCGUGUAAAUUAAUUGUAAUUAAACUAAUUAAUUAUGUAUAUUACAAAUGUAUAUUGUAUA